This is a messenger RNA of Penicillium nucicola, 1515 nucleotides long. RefSeq lists its product as uncharacterized. Gene Ontology annotation, biological process: transmembrane transport. The record is from RefSeq and is a predicted model, not a curated record. Bases 1 to 1515 code for a protein of 504 amino acids. Gene Ontology annotation, molecular function: transmembrane transporter activity. Lineage: Eukaryota; Fungi; Ascomycota; Eurotiomycetes; Eurotiales; Aspergillaceae. The transcript is spliced from 4 exons.
AUGGAGAAGACUGAUAACCAUCAUAUGCAUGUCGAAGGGGCUGAUCCCAGUCCCCAGGGAACAGAAGCGGGCAAGCAGUCCGACUUCUAUAUUGAAGACAGGGUUGCUCAUCUGUCUGAGGAGCAUCGACAGUAUCUCCUCGCCCGACAUGGCACUUUGGAUCUUGAUCCCAUCCCUGACAUGAGUGAUGCGGACCCGUACAACUGGCCUCGAUGGAGGAAAAACAUCAACCUCACGCUCGUCGCCUUCCACGCCAUGAUGGCCACCUUCACCGCAGCGUCCAUCCAAUCUGCCUUCGAAAACAUCUCCGAGGACCUAGAGGUCAGCAUGCAACGCACCAGCUACUUGGUCUCUCUGUUCAUUGCCGUGCUGGGCGGCGCACCGCUCUUCUGGCGUCCACUGUCGAAUCGGUUCGGUCGCCGGCCGAUUUUCCUAAUCUCGCUGGUCUGCAGUUUGGUUGGGAAUAUUGGUUGUGCGAAGAGUCCGUCCUAUGCGACUAUGGGUCUCUGUCGUGCUAUCACUGCUUUCUUUAUCAGUCCGGCUGCGGCUAUUGGUAGUGCGGUUGUCGCCGAGACUUUCUUCAAGAAGGAUCGUGCGAGAUGCAUGGGGGCGUGGACAUUGAUGGUCACGAUUGGUGUCCCUGCUGCGCCGUUUAUUACGGGCUUUGUUGCUUUGCGGGUUGGAUAUCGGUGGAUUUAUUAUAUUCUUGCUAUUGUCAACGCAGUCCAGUUCAUGCUCUACCUCUUCCUUGGCUCGGAGUCACUAUACGUCCGCGGUGAACAGGCCUCGCGGAAUGUGGCUCGGGUCAAGGAGAGUCUCUUCAAAUUUGGCCGUAUUGAUAACACUCCUCUGCGGAUUUGGGACUUCUUCCAGCCCUUGAGCUACUUCGCCAAGCCAUGUGUGGUUCUUCCAGCUGCUGCAUACGCCAUGAUCUUCCUCUGGGGUAGUGUCAUGCUCACAAUUGAGAUUCCGCAGCUGUACCCGGCGAUGUUCGGCUUCAACACGCAGCAGGUUGGACUCCAGUUCUUGGGUUUGGUGAUUGGGUCUGUGAUUGGAGAACAGAUUGGCGGGUUCAUCUCCGACAGGUGGAUGUUGAUGCGACAGAAGCGGAUUGGAGAGCCUCCUGCGCCUGAGUACCGUCUCUGGCUCAGUCAUAUUGGUCAUGUGUUGACCAUUUGUGGUAUUGUGGUGUUUACCAUCCAGCUGCGCGAUGCGGGCAGUACUUGGAGUAUCACUCCUAUUAUUGGUGCUGCUAUCGCGGCCGGUGGAAAUCAGAUUGUGACUACGAUUGACAUUACUUAUGCUGUCGAUUGUUAUCGCGAGGAUGCUGCGAGUGUGGGCGUUUUCAUUACUUUUGUUCGUCAGAUGUGGGGAUUCAUUGGACCUUUCUGGUUCCCUCAGAUGUUCACGACCGUUGGGUGGGCUGGUGGUGCUGGUAUUAUCAUUGCUUUGAUAGUAGCUGUCAGUAUCAUUCCCACCAUCUUGGUUCAAUGGCGAGGUGCUACAUGGCGAUAG